CAGUCCGGUAGGUGGCAGUACGUGUCUCCGGUAUAAUAAAAUUGCCGGAAAUUCUAUUAAACGCCGAAGACGAACCUGUUUGUGGACGUUCGGUGCUCGUUUUGGACAGCUAGUGAAGAUGUCUAUUGGAGUGCCCAUCAAAGUUCUUCAUGAAGCAGAGGGACACAUAGUCACCUGUGAAACCAACACUGGGGAGGUUUACAGGGGCAAACUGAUCGAGGCUGAGGACAACAUGAACUGCCAGAUGGCAAACAUCACAGUCACAUACAGGGAUGGCCGUGUAUCUCAGCUGGAGCAGGUGUAUAUUCGUGGCAGUAAGAUCAGGUUCCUCAUCCUUCCCGACAUGCUGAAAAAUGCUCCUAUGUUAAAGAGUAUGAAGAACAAAAAUCAGGCCGCUGGUGCAGGUCGAGGAAAAGCAGCUAUUCUCAAAGCCCAAGUGGCUGCCAGAGGCCGUGGCCGGGGUGGACCAGGACGAGGGAACGUGUUCCAGAAGAGGCGCUAGUUUUAUGUUGAUUUUUUUUUUUUUUUUUUAGAUUUUAUUUUACCAUCAUUUUGGUCUGAUGCAUUUUAUAAUGUUCAUUUUAUGCUUUGGGAAAUAAAUGGGUGAUUUUGCUAUUUUUCCUGAU
Molecule: messenger RNA, 626 nt
Organism: Sinocyclocheilus rhinocerous
Lineage: Eukaryota; Metazoa; Chordata; Actinopteri; Cypriniformes; Cyprinidae
Product: small nuclear ribonucleoprotein Sm D3-like
Exons: 4
Coding region: 119-502 (127 amino acids)
Biological process (GO): RNA processing; spliceosomal snRNP assembly
Cellular component (GO): spliceosomal complex
Molecular function (GO): RNA binding
Source: RefSeq, a predicted model, not a curated record